AUGGCUGUGCAUCAGUCUGCAACAUAUCGGUUCGAGGAUGAAGAGCUCAAUACUAUGGUUUCAUCAGGGAUCUCUUGCGAUCGUCUUCGGCAGGCACUAAAAAAGUGCAUAAAGGAGUCACAUUGUGUGCAGGUUCAAGCAAGACCGGCAAAGGAGUGUAUUGAUGCGCAUGAUGGAAGUGUUCCAGAUAAAUGCUUCGCUUUACUACAGAAUUUCACCGACUGCAAAAGAUCGCUCGUAGAUAUGAGAAGUCGUUUUCGCGGAGUCGCUUCUGUUGAUUCGUUUAUGGAAAUGGGUUCUCAGCUGCACUGGAUGUUAGAACUUGGAGAAACUUCGGUGACAUUUGAACCGGAGACUCUUCAAAAUGGUCAAUCAGGCAACAUUACGCAGAAUUUCUUUGACGAUGUCAAUUUGAAGAUUUGUACCGUUCGGAACAAUGGCUCGCUAGGAAUAACGGCAAAGUCAUUAGCUGUAAACGAUGUGAUAUCUGCUCGAACCAAAGAUAGAGGCCCACCUGGCCUAAUGAAACUCUCACCCAAUGGAAAGCUGGCCAUCCUUCAGCGACAAAUGAAUUCUGUGGACAUAAUUUUACUAGAAAAGAAUGACGGCAAUACAGCUGUUGAAUUCAAUCUACCGACAAAAUCUCGAGACAUGAUUCUUAGCGUUGACUGGAUCAGCAACAAUCAGAUUCUUUUCGUCACCAAGCAGUCCCUUGAAAUAUUUGCAAUAAACGAAGAAAAAAGGACGACUAAAGUGUUACGGACGUCAAAUGUGUCAGCUUCAUGGUCGAUUUACUAUGCGAAGUCAAAUUUAGUUAUUAUUGCUACAGGAAGCAAUUGCACAACUCUUCAACCUUUUCUUAUCCAGCAUGGUCUUUUCACUAGACUUAAGAGCUUCGACGUGGAGUCUGGAACACCUUCAAAUGAAAACCUUCUUGAAAAAGAUGUGACUGUGACAUCAUUAUAUGGGAAAGUAUGUGUGAUGGUACUGCGAUAUAGUGUAAGAGGAGCUACGACUACGGAUUUGUUGAUCUACGAACUUUCUUCUGAUCUAAACACAGCUGCAAAAAUGAAGUACUCAUUAACCUUAGGGUGCUCUGGAGGAUUUGGCAUUCAUGUUAUCGACAAUUUGAUCGUUGUUCACCAUCAGGGAAUAGCAAAAUCGAUGAUUUUCGAUGUAGCUCUUUCUCCGAAUCGGCCUACACAUUCUCCGUUGAUCACAGUUUCAAUUAGGCCAUCUCCUGUUUGUCAGCCGCCACCUGCCCUGUACGUUCCUCUUUGGUCAAUGUUUCAACCGGACAUUGUUGUAGAUCCUGUAGCUGGAAUGAUGUACCAGUUGACAGUUUGUUGCAAUCGUGCACAUGAAGAAAUUCACGAGAAGGGAAUGCUGAUCGAAUUUCUGAUACAUCGCACUGGUCAAAAACAACUUGUGUUAGAAACACUGCUUGCAUCUCUCAAGGCGAAGGAACUGCGUUUGCGUCAGAUUCGAAAACUGUUUGAUCUAAUUGUAGAGAAAUUUUCCAUCUCCUCGUCAACUGUUAGUAACGGACCUGAAUCGUCCAAGCCUCAAUUACGACCUAUACCGGUGCAGCACCUAAGAAUUGAACAAAGAGAAAUGCAGAGCAGCAUCUUUAUUCCCAUAAUGGAGGACCAAUUUGCUGAUUCGAAAUUUGUUGCCAAUGUGAUGUUACAGUAUCUGCGAAGUCUUCAUCGAUGGUCAGUACCAGUUGAGGCCUACUUUUUGGAAUUGGUUGUGGAAGCACUAGCUCAAUCCGGUGAAAUGGCUAAGCUACAUCAGCUCGUGACUUAUCGAGUAAUAUCCGACUCGAAACCACUAGCAUUUCUCCUUCUCUCGUACGAAGCGAGGUGUCCUUCAUUGUUCCAGUCCGGUGUGGACAUAUUAGCACGACAGAAGGCCUGUGAUGAAAUAGUGGAGGUACUUUUAGAAAGAGGUCACGUAAUCGAUGCUAUGAGGUAUAUAGACACGCAACAAAUGGAAAUGAAUAGUUUGAAGCUUCUGGAUGCAGCAAAACAGCAAGACCGUGUUGUUCAAUAUGCCGUCUUAACACAUAUACUAAAUCGCAAGUCCAAAGAUGAUAUGUCGAAAUUGGAAUCUGAGCUCAACUCCCUGUUUACUGAAGAAGAAAUAGAAGAAGCUGAAAGCGAAGUCGCAAAGGGUACUCAGUUCGCUUGA
This is a messenger RNA of Necator americanus (New World hookworm), 2193 nucleotides long. RefSeq lists its product as uncharacterized. NCBI's taxonomy places the organism in Eukaryota, Metazoa, Nematoda, Chromadorea, Rhabditida, Ancylostomatidae. Bases 1 to 2193 code for a protein of 730 amino acids. Gene Ontology annotation, biological process: regulation of autophagy. Gene Ontology annotation, cellular component: Mon1-Ccz1 complex; late endosome membrane; lysosomal membrane. The record is from RefSeq and is a predicted model, not a curated record. The transcript is spliced from 23 exons.